AUGGCAGACAAAAUAAAAAUUAAUACUAAAUAUGACAUCCAAGAUAACUAUGAACCCUCCGACUCUGAAGAUGAUUACACUGAAUCAGAGAAAAAAAUUAUGAAUAACUUGCGUAAGAGAAAGCAUCAAGAUUCCGGUAGCGAAGAGGAAGUUUAUGGGUUCUCUGAGUCAGAAGAUGACGACAAAAGUGAUUUGGGAAUGGCUGACAGUGAUGUGGAGGGCCAAGAAAAGUCAGAUGAUGACUUACCAGACUCAAAAGCUUGGGGAAAGAAGAAACAGUCAUACUAUUCAACUGAUUAUGUAGAUGAAGAUUAUGGUGGGUUCGGAGAUGAGGAAGAAAAUGCUCUCAUGGAAGAAGAGGAAGCUAAAAACAUUCAAAAAAGAUUAAUCGAGCAACUGGGAGAGGAAGAUUUCACACUAGAGUUCUUCAAUGAACAAAGUACCAAAGCUGAUGAUAAAGAAACUGUUAUUAAAAGUGAUGUAAGUCAAAUGUCCAAAAGGCAAAAAUUACAAUUACUUGAAAAAGAAAGCCCGGAAUUCUCAGGUCUCAUUGAUGAUUUCAAAUCAAAGCUGACAGUAGCAAAACAGGAUUUAAGUCCCGUUCUAGAACUAGUGAAGGGUGGAAAAAUUCCAGACUGCUCUGCUUCCAAAUUUGUCAAAACUAAUUAUGAUCUUAUAUUAAACUACUGCACAAACAUUAGUUUUUACUUAUUGUUGAAAAGCAGAAGAAUUAAUGUUCAAAAUCAUCCUGUGAUCAAAAGGUUAUAUCAGUAUAGACAAAUGUUGAAGAAAAUGGAACCAAUAUAUCUUGAAGUGAUCAAACCACAGAUAGACAGUAUAAUGAGUAUAGUCAAAAAUAAUCUUAAACUACAGAUUAAGGAACAGAGGAAUAAGAAGCGUAAAUCAGGCAAGGAUUCAGAAUAUCCAGCAAAGAAACUUAAAUUGAUCAAUGCUGUUGAAAAGGAAGGAGAUGACACAGGAGUGUCUGAUGAUGAAGAUGUUGAUGAUAAAUUCGAAAAUACAAAUGAAGCUGACAAUUCAUUACGAAAUGACAAUGAAUCUGAUGAGAGCGGUUUCUCAGAUAAUAAUGAAAUCGAUGAACAAAAGCCUUCCACAUCGAGCCAAGACAUAUUACCAGGAGAUGUUGUUGAUAAAAGAGAGAUAACAUAUCAAAUUGCUAAAAACAAAGGCUUGACACCACACAGAAAGAAGGAACAAAGGAAUCCACGUGUGAAACAUAAGCUUAAAUAUAGAAAAGCUAAAAUAAGAAGGAAGGGAGCUGUUAGAGAGGCAAGGACAGAAGUUACGAGAUAUGGCGGAGAGGCAUCAGGCAUUAAGGCUAACGUUAAGAAGAGCAUCAAAAUAAAAUAG
Messenger RNA from Danaus chrysippus (African queen), 1371 nucleotides. The record is from the annotation of a GenBank genome assembly. NCBI's taxonomy places the organism in Eukaryota, Metazoa, Arthropoda, Insecta, Lepidoptera, Nymphalidae.